AUGGAGCCAGAGAAAGAGAAAGAGGGCGGAUUCAAGCGGAGCUCCUUGCAUCAAGGAGCAUAUAGCCGCCCCAUAGAACGACGACCCAGCAAAAAGUCAUCCUCGAGGGAUCGACACGGCAUAGUCUAUCCCGAUAGCUUUCGAGAAGCCAGCAUUCGAACCGUCACGCCCGAAGCGCCGAGCUCCGAUCCGGGCAACCAUUCCCCCAAAUCCGACGCGGAGUUCUUCAUGGGCAGCGGUGCACCUUCACCACGCAGCACGAUCCGGUCGAGGGCCGUCAAUAACUACUAUAACAUGCAGAGCGAAGAGGAUACCCCGGGAACAGGCAAGAGCCAGCGCGCUCGGUCGCGAACGACCACUUUGGAGGAGCAACGAAGCGACAUCUCUCCCCACGCGUUCAAACCCCGGGCGCGAAUCGGAUCGGUCAAUACGGCCAGCUCUUCUCAGCCCAAAGCGCCGGAGGAUUCAUCCAUCGGCUUCCCCUCGAUACAAGCGUCAAGCUACGAAACUGCCAUGCGGCAGCGACUGAGCAGACCUCCCAUGACCGGCGUCGCACACAAUCACGCUGCCUUCUCCUCCCCCCUCUCAAGUGCCGAUGCCGCGAAAAUCCUCCAACUCAUGAAGACCACGUGUGGAAGGAUGCAUGGGAUCCUCUCCUUUCGGAUAGCCUCGACGAGCUCCUGGACUUCUGGAUACUGUGCCAUCAACGUCGCUACCGGAAGCUUGAUCUAUCAGGCAAAGGGGGAACCAGCUUUGGCCAAAACACUAAUUCCCGACCUUCGGGGUUGCAAGGUGCGAACAUUAUUUGACCCCGAACUUCAGACCACCUACCUGAGCGUCCACACCUUCACUUCGGGACUCGGAAUUCAACUACGACCCCAUAUCAAUGAGACUUUCGACUCCUGGCUUGCUGCUCUACUUUGCUGGCAACCCAUCCGACCCAAGGGUGUUCAGAACAAGAUGACCAAGCCCCAAGCGGUCCACAUCGGGGACCGUCGAGUGCCCGAGCGUCGUAACUCGGAGAGCUCUGUGACCAAGGAGGCGGCCAUCAUCAAAGUCGGUAAGAUGCUCCUGUGGGACAAACCUUCCGCCUCCGGAGCUCGACCGGCAUCUUUGCGGCGCGUGUCCACCUAUCGGCAGCAAAGAGCACUUUCCCAGUCAUGGCAGAAGGUCAGCUGCACGCUGCAAGAGAAUGGUUAUUUCAAGCUGUACACGGAGUCAGAUGUCUCUCUUGUGGCAUGCAUUCAGCUGUCGCAAUUAUCGCGCUGUUCCAUCCAGCAGCUGGAUGCGUCGGUCCUCGAUGAUGAAUUCUGCAUUUCGAUCCAUCCUCAAUACGCUGCCCAUCCCGUGUCCGAUUCAUCAAUGCGCCCGAUAUACCUCGCUCUAGAGAGUCGUGUCCUGUUCGAGGUCUGGUUUGUGCUUCUGCGUGCGUUCACGAUCCCCGAGCUCUAUGGACCAGAAUCCCCGGCCUCAGUCGAGGAGGAUCCGGAAAAGACACCAGAAGCCGAGACUUCCGAAAAGCCUCCAUCUGCAGAUAUGUUCCGAAUCGAGAGGACACUUACCUUACGACUUACGGAAGCGAAAUUGUUUCGGUCUCAAGAGGAUGACCCUCCCCGGAGUCGGAAGCAGUCGCGAUCUCACAGCCACCCCCCUCCAGCCUCGGUGAUCAACGACUAUUAUACAGAGGUUCUUCUCGAUGGAGAAAUUAGAGCCAAAACUGCUGUCAAAUAUCGCACAAUGAACCCCUUCUGGCGGGAAGAUUUUCUAUUCAAUGAUCUGCCACCCGUGUUAUCCCAGGCUUCGAUUUUGGUCAAGACCCUCAACCCAACACAGAAAGACUGGAAUCUCAUCGCACAUGGCUCCUACUCAUCCAGUCAGGAAGUUAACGCGGUACGCUUGGAUGACAUUGAGAUUUCUACCAACGACACCACAUAUGGAAGGGUCGACCUACGACUGGAGGACUUGGAAGCCGGCGUGGACACCGAGAAGUGGUGGCCGAUUCUGGAUGACCAUGACCAGGCCGUGGGAGAAAUGUUCAUGAAGGCCCGGGUUGAGGAGACGGUUGUUCUAAUGUCCAGCGAAUACGCCCCGAUGUCCGAGUUGCUGCAUGCUUUCACGAACGGUCUCACCAUCAACAUGGCGCAGAUGAUGUCACAGGAGCUCAACCAGCUAUCCGAGAUGCUCUUGAACAUCUUCCAGGUUUCCGGACAGACAGUGGAAUGGAUCUCGGCAUUGAUCGAAGACGAGAUUGAUGGUGUUCAGAAGGAAUCCACCGCCAGCCGACUGAGGUAUACGACAAGAAUACACUCCAACGACUCUCGGGAAGGCAGCUCGGACCGCGAGGUCCUGGUGAGAGAUAUGGGGAGAACGGCCACCGUUGAGGCCAAUCUUCUUUUUCGCGGAAAUUCGCUUCUAACCAAGGCACUGGAUCUGCACAUGCGGCGACUGGGCAAGGAGUAUCUGGAAGAGACGAUUGGAGAGCGACUGCGCGAUAUUGACGAAAGUGACCCGGAGUGUGAAGUCGACCCGGCCCGCGUGCCUCGCAGCGAGGAUCUUGACCGCAACUGGCGAAACCUGAUAGCUCUCACCACAAGCGUUUGGAAAUCCAUCGCCGCAUCUACAUCUCGGUGUCCUCCGGAGCUGAGACUCAUUUUCCGACAUGUGAGGGCAUGCGCAGAUGAUCGUUACGGUGACUUCCUGCGAACGGUCACUUACAGCAGCGUUUCUGGUUUCCUCUUUCUACGGUUCUUCUGCCCGGCUAUUCUCAACCCAAAACUUUUCGGGCUUCUCAAAGAUCAUCCCCGUCCUCGUGCUCAACGUUCCCUUACCCUAGUUGCUAAGGCCUUGCAGGGAUUGGCCAAUAUGACCACAUUCGGCAAUAAAGAACCGUGGAUGGAGCCCAUGAAUAAAUUUCUGGCUGGCAGUCGCUCCGAGUUCAAGCAAUUCGUCGAUCAGAUCUGCGCCAUUCCCGCAGACAGGCCAACUCCCAUGGUCACGCCGUCCUACACCACUCCCGUUCAGAUCCUGGGACGAUUGCCGCCCACCUCUCGCGAAGGGUUCCCCAGCCUUCCAUUCCUGAUCGACCAUGCCCGAAGCUUCGCAAACUUGAUCCGUGUCUGGCUUGACGUGGUCCCAAGCAGGAACCCUAAUCUCGAAGAGGUGGAUUCCGCCCUUCACAAGUUCCACGAAAUGGCCAUGGAGCUACACCAACGCACGAAGGAGUGUCUGAGCCACGCCGAGCAAGCAGAGCGGCCAACCGGAAACCUCGAGAUCAAGUGGGAAGAGCUCGUGGAUUCCAUGGAGCGCGCAGCCACAUUUUACGAUGAAUCAAACAGCAAGCCAGCCACCCCACCCGCAGAAGUCGCAGUCGCCGGAUCAGUUGUUUCCGGGUCGGCCUCUAUAUCGGGAAGUGGUCACCGCAACUCAACCGGCUACUUUGCUACUCGGCCUGCAAUGCCCCGUCGAUCAACCGAUUACGCAGAAGAGGACACACCCCCAAGCUCAUCGUCCGCAAACUGGGACCAGAACCGUAUGCCCUUCGCCAUCCCGCGACUCGAUGCGCGCGAUUCCACAGGCAGCUCGAAGAAUUCAUCGACGUACUCCCUCGAGUAUCAUGAGGGCUCCAAGCACCGCAGAUCCAGCGUGACGAAGGAGACGUCGUCAGCCAAGCAUCGCUUCUUCGACUUUGUGCCUGCCCCGUCGAGACGCAAGGCAAAGGAGCGAGAUCAGUCUCAGCAUUCCCAUGAGGAUCUGCGCAAUGAAUUCUGA
Messenger RNA from Penicillium lagena, 3768 nucleotides. RefSeq names its product GTPase-activating protein BUD2. Lineage: Eukaryota; Fungi; Ascomycota; Eurotiomycetes; Eurotiales; Aspergillaceae. The transcript has 2 exons. The record is from RefSeq and is a predicted model, not a curated record. The coding region runs from base 1 to 3768 and encodes 1255 amino acids. Gene Ontology annotation, biological process: regulation of GTPase activity.